AUGAGCAAGGGGUUACAAAAUAGAAAAGUCAUCGACUUAACGAUGUUUUCCAAAAGUACAUUCACUCUAACCUUUGCUAUUGAAAUUCUCGGUAUGGACGUCUGGCACGACUGUAAUGAAGGAUGGUUGGAUCUCGGUCCCUGCCAUCAAGCUAUAAAGAUACAAUACCAAUUAUACCCAGACCAAACUUUUGACUUAGACGUAUUAAUAUGGCCUCAUGUUGCUAAGAUUUGGUGUGGAAGUCAAUACGGCUAUGUGCGGACGUGGCAGUUUUUGGAGAGGCGUUGGUUCGCAUUUUCAAUUCGACACGCUUUUCCAGUCAGAGUACUUGACUUAAUGAAUCACUUGGUUGUUAUUAAUUGUGCUAUGGGACUUAACGCUCUUAGUAAUAAUGCCAAGAACGAUAAGAUAAUAGAAGCCUUUCUCCCUUCCCUAAAAUUUGGAGAUCAACGUUAUUUUGCUCCGGUAUUGGAAGGAGAACAUACAUUUGAAACAUUUAUACAAGACAUUAUUUGGAACGUCAUAGAAGCCCAUAUACCAGCUUCAUGUUUAGAUGGGACCUUCAAUACGCCAUCUAAUGUUACAGAUAAAAGACAUCAAGAUGCAAUUUUAUUUAAAGUAAAAGAAAUUAUUUUAAAAGAAAAUUUACCAAUCGAAGAAGAAGUGGAAGCACCAUCAGAUGAGUUUAUAAAGUCAAAAAAUCGAAGGGAAUCUAAAAUGACGAAGGAAAAGGAAAAAGAAAAGAAGAAAAUCGUUGAUGUACAAAAAGAAAAAUUUAUGAUAACCUUGUCGGGAGACGCGAUUAUGGCUGGUACUGGAAAAAUUUCCUCUUUCGGAUAUUCUGGUGAACGUCCACACGAUCAAAGUGAUAUUAUAGUAUUAAUCAGUACCAAUAACCUCCCAGCUCACGAUGAUUUGCCGAUCAUAUUUGUUAACAUCGGUCAGCUGUAUGAUGCACCAUUACCAAACUUUAAAAAGGCAAGAAUAACACAAAUAUAUACGCGAUGGAGAUUAAAUGGCGAAAACCAUGAUUCAGAAAAACAAAAUAUAAAAUCGGGAAACUUUAUAAAUUUUAAUGAUCAUCAUACUAUACCUCUACAACAUACCAAGGCUUCUGAAAUCACAGCAACGUUUUUAGAUAAUCCAUUCGAAAUUCAGCUUCGUGGAUUGCGAAAUGCUGAAAUAGUUCAUAGUCAUCAAAAACUUUUUGGAAACGAUAAAAAUGAUCAUAAAUUUGAUAUGAAAUUAUCAUCUAAUACUAGCAGUUAUAGCGGAGAUAUACUUAUUGCUGUCACGAAGAUUGAUGCCAGCAUAAUUGCGAAAAAGACUAGUACGGUUAUAUCGGGAGAGUUUUCUCUCUACCCACCUCAAAUUUCGAGACAUAAGCUAGGUCGUAUGGGUAUUUCUACUAACGAUAUCAAUGCUGUGAGAAUACCUGAAGCGCCAGAUAUUAUCAUUCAACCAUCGAUAAUCUUGGAUGCACAUAUGACAAUGGAUAUAUCCAUUGGAUUAGUUGGAUGUAAACCGCGGGAAAUCAUUCCAAGUUAUUCAAGGAUGUAUUGCUCAACUCAUAAUAAAGACGCAGUUAAAAUUAUUUUAAAUGAAAUAAACGAAGUCAAUGAAAAAUAUCACAACACAGACAAUGUAAAUAAUAUAUUGACAGGAUUUGCUAUCGACACCUGUGAUAUUGUUAUUUUCUAUAUCGAGGGAGAAAAAAAUGGACCAAUUUCAAGAAUAUGGGAAGUCACGGGUCGUUUUUAUCCAACGAUUAAACCUGUGUUCUCAUGUUCAGAACAAUAUUUAGAUCGAAUUUAUCCUGAAAUGAUAUCUGCGAUCUCAUCAUUUGAUUCGCUAAAGAUGGUGAUUCCAUUAAAUACACUUCUAAAGUGUCCACAAGCUUACGUCAAGCCUGCUCUGCCAGUGCCUGCUAAAUCUACUUUGGUGAAAAUUGGUCGACUAGUCAAAAGUAAAAUUAAAGUAAUACCUUUUAAAAGCGAAAUGCCGACCACUGAAGAACUGAAUAGUUUUAAACUUGAGUUAUUUCAAGAAGCGUACGUGAGUCUUUCAACAGAACCUGCAACCCCGAGUGCGCUCAAGGUCUGGAAACGGGAAGUACACUGUAGGGCUAUAGCGUCGUGGUUAGACCCUCUCGGCGAGGUACAGAAGGCGCGCAAACGCAUCGGAGCUAUCCUGCUAGCCCUGGGAGCCUAG
Molecule: messenger RNA, 2211 nt
Organism: Vanessa tameamea
Lineage: Eukaryota; Metazoa; Arthropoda; Insecta; Lepidoptera; Nymphalidae
Exons: 10
Coding region: 1-2211 (736 amino acids)
Source: RefSeq, a predicted model, not a curated record